UAACUGUUCUAACGCGCAGCUCCAAGAGUAAGCAAUUACGUAAAUGACAAAAAAAAAACCAUCAAAUGCGCAACAAUGGUUUCUGUUUAUCGAUAUCGGCUUAUGUAACGAUACGUGAAGUUGCGCGCUCGGCCGCCGCCCCGCCUUCAGCACUCGACGUGCAACUUCUCUCAUUUCCAUAAAUUAAUAUUUUGUUUAAUUUCUUGUAAUUUGUACAUAUCUCUUAAAUGUCUCCAAUAUUAAACUUGCAAAAAGCGAAACGAUUUCACUCCCGCAUUGAUUAAAAGAAAAUAUAAUGACAAAUUGAAACUGUAAUAUUUUUCAAUCAGUCACCAUAAAAUGUAUAAUAAAUAUUUGUGUAAACAAAUAAAUAAACCGAUGUGUUGCGAGUCGACGAGUACAGGGCGUUCACUUAACAAUUACCUACAAGUCUGAAAAUGUCGCUUAAGAAAUUCAUUUAUAACGUUACAAUCGAAUGAACUGUUUUAUUCAACAAGCACCUACUGUAUUAUUGUGUGAAUUUUGUACCAUACAAAGAACAUUGGGUUUUUUUUUUAAUUACACCGGAACCUGUCUGUGGGAUCGGCCACGUCUACACAGCGACGCACGAGGUCUUCCCGAACGAGGGAGCUUACCAGACUCGUUGCAUCUACGCGUUCUAACCCCUCAGUACAAACUUUAUGGAGGAGUAUGUAAUGGAAACUAGGUCGCUGUCCUUUGUAUAAUUUUAUAAUAUAAUAUAAGGAGGUCACAUGCGCGAUCAACUAAUAUCGGAUUUGUCCGUUUGUCGUAAAGUAUGAGAAAUAUCUCGAGUAAAAGUGAGCAGGCUGUAUGCGACAGGCGCGUGUGUUUGUCGCAUGUUGCCGGCGGGCGCGCGGUAUAAAGAGAGCGCGCGCUUCUCCGCAGCCAGUGCCCGCCGCGCCGCGCCGCCAUGAGCCCGCUCCGCCCCGCACUGCUCGCUGCACUGCUGCUCUUCUGUGUGGCCGCGCUCGUGGCGGCCAAACACAAGAAGGUCAAGCCGAAGAAGUUCGUGUCGCCCUCGACGAAAGGUAUCAAGUGCUACAACUGCCUCUCGUUCGACCACCCCGGCUGCUGGGACCCCGACCACCCCGACUACGCCAACAUUACGAUCCCCAACAUCGACUGCUACAUCCCGGGCAUGGAGUUCCUGUGUAUCGUCAUCACGUCGGAGUCUGCCAAGUUGGUCGAGACGGGGCAGGAGAUCGGGCCGGUGCGCGCGAGGACGUGCGUGCCCGCUAAGGACUUCUCCAAGAAGACGGUCUCGUACUCCAUGUGCAGCAAGCUGAGCAAGGAGCUGUCCGCCUCCGAGAUAUUCUCUCGGAUAGCGGUGACGCGGCCGCACUGCACGCUCUGCAAGAAGCACCUGUGUACGGACGCGGCGCACUGCUAGACGGGUGACGUCACCGGACUACUCUCACGGCCGGUCAUUCCAAUCCGCGUCACAUUCCGAUAUAAACACCUUCGUAUUUAUAAACAUUCACUUGCAUUCACUAAGCUGACACCAGUGCGUGGGACGCGAUGCUCUGUUGCUACUCUGCGCGUUCCUGAGACUUGUUCAAUAUUGUAAAUUCUGUAAGUUCGAAACUAAUCUGUACUGCAGCGAGCCACGUCCCUAGCCAACGGCGGUUCGCGUUCCGCGUCUUAACCAUACCAUUAACUUACUGUAAAUAAAAAUUUCUAGUAAUUUUGUUAUUUUCAUCCAGUUUUGUUCAGAAAACCUAAUUUGGAGGGCAAAGCGAAAUUUUUGGAUUUCUUUAAUAGAAAGAGAGGCUGCUUAAUAUUUAAUUACAAAUGGUGCG
Messenger RNA from Bombyx mandarina (wild silkworm), 1820 nucleotides. RefSeq lists its product as uncharacterized. The record is from RefSeq and is a predicted model, not a curated record. NCBI's taxonomy places the organism in Eukaryota, Metazoa, Arthropoda, Insecta, Lepidoptera, Bombycidae.